This is a messenger RNA of Symbiodinium natans, 1029 nucleotides long. The record is from the annotation of a GenBank genome assembly. Lineage: Eukaryota; Dinophyceae; Suessiales; Symbiodiniaceae.
AUGCCCCGCGGAGAAUCCCAAGCCUCACGUCCUGCGUCCCAGAACGUGAACACUGGGAACCUUGCCGGAGUGCUGUGGUACUUGCACAAUGAGGUCGUGGAGAGAACGCCUCGCAAGUUUGGGAUCACGAAGAUCAUCCGCCUCAAGGUGCAGACGAAAGCGACCCAGCCGCUCUGGGAGAAGGGCAUGAACUUCGGCGUGCGUUUCGCGUUCGAUGCCGGCCAAGCCACGGGGCCCUUCGAGUGCGGCCGCGACGAGUACGGGCCGAAGCUGUGCCAAGGCGCCUUCAACAGCAGCUACGACGUGGGCAUGCACAACGGCAGCGUGACCGGGGCCUUCGAGUGGGACACCUACGGCUACUUCGUCGGCUGCAAUGUCCUGGGACACUUCCCGUUUCCAAACUACAAGAUUUACUACCCUGACGCCGUUUGGUACAGCCUUCCUGGACCUUGUCCGUCCAGAAACUACACUGAGUGGGACGACCAGUGCCGCGAGAGGCAGCCCGGAGGCUACUGCGACCAGACGCCCACAGGACAGGGCAAUUGCACGUGGACCUACGAGGAGGCAGGGGAGAUCACCAUCGACGAGCUCACCGGCAUCCGCAACUACACCAAGUUCCUGGAGUCUGGAAGGAAGGAGUACCAGCGCUGGGCCGACCGCGGCUUGGGGUGGACCUGGUGGGACUCGAAGCGAGACGAGCUGGCAAACGAGUGGCGGCUGAUGUUGGCAGAGGAGCUCUUCGACAAGAAGUACCCUGAGUCUACGCCCAGCAAGGACAUGCCCGACCCGAAGUGCGACUUCAACAUGAGGCGCUUCUACGAGGACAAAGGCUACUACGCUACUGAGUGCCACACGGCCCAGAAGGGCGAGCGAUGCUACAAGGACGUCAUCUGGGCCAAGUUCGACGGCAUCUACAAGCAUCCGGAGUGGUACAAAGGGCUGACUGACGAGUCGACCUUUGAGGAGUUCCAGGCCUACCUCUACCGGACCAGCCCGAUUGGGUCCCCGUGCCCGCCGCCCUGCACGUGA